This is a messenger RNA of Marmota monax (woodchuck), 372 nucleotides long. Its product is annotated as Golgi apparatus membrane protein TVP23 homolog B-like. Lineage: Eukaryota; Metazoa; Chordata; Mammalia; Rodentia; Sciuridae. The transcript is spliced from 2 exons. Gene Ontology annotation, cellular component: Golgi membrane. Gene Ontology annotation, biological process: protein secretion; vesicle-mediated transport. The coding region runs from base 1 to 372 and encodes 123 amino acids. The record is from RefSeq and is a predicted model, not a curated record.
AUGCUCCAGGAGAACAGCAAUGAUAACACUGAAGAUAUUUCAUUGUUUGAUGCAGAAGAAGAGACAACUAAUAGACUAAGAAAGUCCAAAGUCAGACAUCCAGUGGCAUCAUUUUUCCAUGUGUUCUUCCAAGUCAGUGACAUUAUAGUCUAUCCUCUCUGUGAAUGGCUCAGCAGCAGCUUUAUUGCCUGUACAGUGACAAUUUUCUCAUUGUCUUGUGACUUUUGGGCAGUGAAGAAUGUCACAGGUAGACUGAUGGUUUUCCUUUGGUGGUGGAAUCAUACUGAUGAGUAUGGAAAGAGUCAUUGGGUGUUUGAGCUAAGGAAGUCAUCUCCUCAAGAAAAUAAAACUGAAUCAAGAACCUUUGGUUAG